AUGACGCCGACUGCGACCGUCUUUAGCGUGGCGACCGCCGUUCUUGGCCCGUUGACGGCGACAUUCACACCACCACCAGCAUGCACGGUAGCAGUAGCUGCGGUCACAGGAAAGUUCCUUGGGUUGGGGGGAAAGGUUGCCUCCUCGGGCUGGCUCGGUCAGACAUGCUCCAAAGGCGGUCCGGUGGACGACACGUCCUGCUGGCCACCAACUGCCAGUGGAGCGGAAGCCAGGACAAAAGCGCUGGACGGAUGGGGGUACUACUCGCCGGGCCUGCACUGUCCAGCCGGUUAUGCGACGGCAUGCUCGGCGACAGGCGGCGGUGGUGCAAAGUCGGACUUUGCUUUUCAGUUCGCGCCCGGCGCCAAAGAGACGGCAGUUGGAUGCUGUCCAAGUGUUGAAAAUGGCCAAACAUGUGUCAAGGCAGCCACAUCGACAGAGGUCGAGUAUGUGACGUGCGACGGAUCGGACCCGGCUGAUCUGGCCACCAUGACGAUAUCCGACGACAAGGAUUUCAUGUUCUAUGCUCCGUUGAUUCAGAUCAACUGGCAAAGCUCCGACAGGCCGACCGAGGCGGUGUUUUCCGGGACGGUAUCUCUCUCUGUUGAUGUUGAGACCAUGUCGACACUGGCCACAGCAGGGGACGCGCCAGCAGGCGUGACUUCCAGGGUGGGAUUCCCAUCACAGAGCGUUGUGCUCGAGGGUUCCGAAGGUUCGGACAAGCCGAAGGGAGCUUCUGAGGGCAACAAAGAAGACGGUGUGAAACCCGUCAGCCUCUCCACUGGAUUCAAGGUCGGCGUGGCGGUAGCGGGCGGGGUCCUGGCCGUGGCCAUUGUUGCCAUCAUCUUCAUCUGCGCUUGGAGGCGACGGAAGCAACAGAUAGAGGAGGAAGAGUUCGAUCGCAUGUAUGGCAUGAAGGAUGUGGGACCCAGCACGGCGGACUUCAGGAACGAGGAGAUUCCGGGCUGGCACCGGGGACCGACGAGACGACAGCCGCCGGCGCCGGUUGAUCCAUUCCGCAGUGAUGGGGAGUCCGAGCUGAUGGCACCACCUGCGCCGUAUCAUCCCCCAUCGGCAUAUCGGUAUAGAGACUGCAACCCCCCAAUCGACCCCAUUGCGCGUAUGUCAUCAGAGGACGGGAACACUGUCACACCAACCAAGAGCUCUCCAAGUUUCGACUUUCUCAGAGUUAACCGCAAGCUUCGCCAUCUACGCGGCAUCUAUCUGAGGAACCUCGCCUUCACACGCCAACACGGACGGACCAUUGACGAUGCUGCUCUUAACAAGACAGCUGGUAAGCUCGAGGCCUUACGCGAGAGACCAGACCUACACCAUACGCUAUCAUCAGAGGACCUCCGCCCACCCGCUGUCAGACGCCGCAGCACCCACUUGGCCAACGCCGACCCCGCCACACGACAAAAGAGCUUCCAAGAUACUUUUGCCAGCAAGCUUGCCGAUGCCUUCUUCACCCUUCACGUCGACGGUCUGGAAGAUCCCAUAUACAUCAGCGAAGUUGCUGAACGAGCUACGGACCAAUGGAGCCUCCUCCUCCAAGACGAAGUCGACCUCCGCACCCUCAACUGGCUCGGCACCCUUCAGAACGUCAACUUCCCACCCAACAGCCUGGUCUUCCACAUGGUAGACGGCAUCUACUCUCUUGAGAUCUCCAACAAAUACCCACCACCCAAGAAGGAGGUCCCCCCUUUACCAACCUCCUCCUACAACGUCCUCAUGCGCCUCGCCACCCUCAACAACUCGAUCCAAGACGCUCUCGCAACCCGUGACGCCCUCGCCGCCCAAAUCAACGACCUCCUCGCCCAGGAAGAGGACAAACAAAAGGGCGUGGGGACCCUCGCCGAAGCCGAAGAGCAAGUCAAGCUAGCCUCCAAGUACCUUUCCGCCCAAAAGCGCAUCGUGGCCGCCGCAAAGAAGCACAACGACGACCUGCGCGCCUCCAUCGCCGCCCGCAACGCCGCCAUAGAAUCCGGCUUGGCCGUACAGCGCAAAGCAGAAGAAGACGUCCAUCACGCAGCCGGCGAACCGCUCGCACAGUCCAAGGCCCUCCUCUCCUCCGUCCGCGACCAAAUCCGCGGUCAACGCCGACGCAUCUGCGAGGACCUGUUGACCAUCUACCGCAUCCAACCGGUUCCUCCCCCGACAGACCCGAAAGCGCAGAAAGAGCAUGAUCCCCUAUCCUUCCAAAUCUGCUCUCUCCCGCUCGCCAACACGGUACUAGACCCAACCACCACCACCGCGCACUGCUUUGUCUCUUCUCCUCACGGCAGCAGCCUAUCAUGCAUCCCCAAAGAAAAAUACCCCCACGAAGAAAGCCUAUCCGCCUCCCUCGGUCUCGUUGCCCUCUUGGUGCACCACCUCCAACUAUACCUCUCCGUGCCGCUCCCCUACCCUAUAAAAUGGCACGGUUCGCGCUCCACCAUCCGCGACGACAUUUCCAAUUUUCCCAUGAACCCCAACGCCUCUUCCUAUUCCUCUCACGCCUCCCAAUCUUCUCGGUCCGCAUCAUCCAACUCCCCAUCAAGCUUGGGAGAAGAAACAGAUCCUAGCAGGGAAUUCCCCCUCUUCUUACCCAAGGGAGGCAGCACAGCCCAAUACCGCUUCGAAUACGCCUGGUUUCUACUGAAUCGAGACAUCGAAGUGCUCUGCUGGAGCCAAGGCCUCAAAGUUGUGGACAUACGACACACUCUGCCGAAUCUACAGUGGUUGUUGAUGGUCUGUAGUGCAGGGAAGGACGAGGUUCCCGAGCGCAAAAGGGGAGGGGUAAGGGGGUUGUGGUUAGGGAGAAUAAGGGGGAAAGUGGUGGGGAUGGGCAUGAAGUUUGAUGAUGAUGUGGAUGGGAUUCUUGAUGGGAGUGUUGAUGGUAGUAGUCAAGCCGCCAGUGGUGGUGGAGGUGGUGAUGACGAAAGAAUCAGUAGUAGGAACGACGACGACGGGAGUAGGAGUAGUAGCAGGAGUAGAAGGGGAAGCACAGACAGCGAUGCUGCCACCAUCAUCACCCCCCGAACGACGCGGAGGACAACGGGUGGUGGAGGUGGUGGUUUAACUAUCGGCUACCAUUACGGCAACGGGAACGGGACGGCAGGUGCUAGGUCCCCGCUGUCCCGCUCACCUUUGGCCCAGCAGCAGCAGCUCCCAUUUGAUGAGGGAUCAACGAAACUCACACUGAGAACAAAGGGGUUAAGGGAGAGUGUUGCUCGCUAG
Molecule: messenger RNA, 3219 nt
Organism: Neurospora tetrasperma FGSC 2508
Lineage: Eukaryota; Fungi; Ascomycota; Sordariomycetes; Sordariales; Sordariaceae
Exons: 6
Coding region: 1-3219 (1072 amino acids)
Biological process (GO): SNARE complex assembly
Cellular component (GO): lytic vacuole; endosome
Molecular function (GO): SNARE binding
Source: RefSeq, a predicted model, not a curated record